CUAAAUUUUGUUCUUUCUAUCACCGCAUUCGUGGGGAACACACUGAUCCUGGUGGCUCUUUAUAAAGUGCCUUCUAUUCAUCCACCGACAAAACUGCUAUUUCGAUGUCUUUCAGUCACUGAUCUUUGCGUUGGCCUUUAUCUGCAACCAGUGUUUGCUAUCCUUAUACUAAAUAGUGCGACAAAGAUAAUUAGUCCUGGGAAUUUGUUCUACUUCAUCGCAGUAAAUUCAUCUUUAAGUUUUAUUUUGUGUGGAGUAUCAGGCGUGACAUCGACCGCUAUAAGUUUAGACAGACUUCUCGCCCUUACGCUGGGCCUGCGAUACAGAAUCGUUGUCACGUUAAAACGAGUUGCUGUAUUAGUUACUUGUUUCUGGUUGAUUGGUAUUUUGUCCGGAAUGAUAGGCUCUUUCGUGAGCUUUCAAAUUGCUUUAAAUGGGGCUACAAUCGGGGGAACCUUUUUUUUAGUAGCCUCAGUCUUUUCCUACGUUAAAAUAUUUCUCAAACUUCGGCAACACCAAGGUAGAGUGCAAGACCGUCGUAACCAAGAGCAACAGAACGAAGGAUUACCGCGGCCAUUAAACAUGCAACGAUACAAGAGAACCGUUUCUAGCAUAGCCUGGAUUCAGAUG
This is a messenger RNA of Porites lobata, 630 nucleotides long. The record is from the annotation of a GenBank genome assembly. NCBI's taxonomy places the organism in Eukaryota, Metazoa, Cnidaria, Anthozoa, Scleractinia, Poritidae.